Molecule: messenger RNA, 7681 nt
Organism: Octopus bimaculoides (California two-spot octopus)
Lineage: Eukaryota; Metazoa; Mollusca; Cephalopoda; Octopoda; Octopodidae
Biological process (GO): regulation of transcription by RNA polymerase II
Cellular component (GO): nucleus; transcription regulator complex
Molecular function (GO): RNA polymerase II cis-regulatory region sequence-specific DNA binding; DNA-binding transcription factor activity, RNA polymerase II-specific
Source: RefSeq, a predicted model, not a curated record
UACUAUAGAAGUUCUUUAUAUUACUGCCAUAAUAGAACUAUUUCUCAAACCUAACUACAACUAUCUAAUAAGUUCGUUUAAAUAACAGUUGUACCUACACACGCGCGCGCGCACACACACUGAUACAGAGGGGAAAAAUUAACGAAAGCGGGACGGGAGAACGUAGUUAGCAAAAUGAAUUAAAAAAAACAAAAACGUCAUUGGGCUUAUGGUCUUUUUUUAAAACAUAAAUUUCGAAAGAUCAAAUUCACUCUGACAGACAUAUUCACUGAGUAUACUCUAAAUACUAUUUUAUGUUUAAUAAAUUCCUGUUUGAUACAGACUGUGUUACCUAAAGAUGAUUAAGGUAACAUUUUCCAAAUAAGAAAUAUAGAUACGUUGUGCAAGUGCUUAUUAUAUGCACUUAGGCGUUGAGCUCUAUUCGCGGAAUGUAUGUUUAUAUUGUAAAUAGUCAUAUUUGAGCUCUAUAGAGAAAUGGAAAGAAGCCGAAUUUCAAAGUGAUAAUGAAGAAACCUUCAAAUAAUUCAUUCAGAUUUAUAAUGUCGUUUAUUGAUGGAAGUUUGGUAAAAAACGAACAGAAAUUCCGUGAUGGACAGCGCACUUUCCUACUUCGCUCAGUAUCUGUGCAACUUGGAGAAAUUUGAUGAAUUCAAAAAUUGGCUUGAUAACUUGAUCAAGUCUAAACCAUUGUUAUUUGAAGAGCUAAAAGAGGACGAAGAUUUCAUAUUUUGUAUUAUUAGUUUACGAAUUCACGAAGAAAAAUUCUGCGAAGCUUUUGAACUAAUUGAGAAUGGAAAAUUUACAAACCCAGAAAGAUUUAUUUCACUUUGGGAUAAAGCUCACUAUAAAUUAAAAGAAAAAGAAAAAGGUUAUCCGUUAACCUCGCUUCUGCGUUUCAGGAGCAGAAAAAAACAUCCACCACCUAAAAGUAUUUGUCCAAGUGGUAAGAGGCCUUCAAGUAACUUACCUGAACAUGCUCGUCAAACAUUAAAACAGUGGUUUGAUAAACAUGCUGAUUAUCCUUAUCCAAACGAAAAUGAAAAAAAACAAUUGGUGGAACAGAGUGGUUUGAUAUUAUCUCAAGUGAAGACUUGGUUUGCCAAUACCAGACGUAGAAAAAAGAUAACAGCACCAAAAUCAAAUUUAAAAUAUGGAAAGAUUAUGAAAAAUUACCAUCAGUAUAAUUGCUCCUCACAAAUAUUAACUGAUGAUGUUCAUUAUGCUUUAGAUACUUCUAUGAAGAAAGUUGGGUUGUAUCCUGAUGAAGAGAAUGUUGGUCAGAUAAAGAUGAUAGAACAAAAUAAAGAACAUGGUUACUGCUUAGAAAAUAAAGAAAUGAAAAUCAAGUCAGACACAGAAGAUUCUCAUGAAACAAAGCAAUUAAAUUCAAUAUUAUUUGAAAAUGCUUAUCUUGUUUUACAAACCCAAAACUUUGACAUUCCAAAAGAAAACAAUUUUUGUCACUUUGUUUCUGAGCAGAAUGUAGAUACUGUCGGAAAUGCUUGUAAUACUUAUAACUUACCAAUAGAUGGUGAAUAUCCCGAUAAUUUGAACAUCCUUCAGAAUUGUGCAGAAAUUAAAAGCAUUGAAAAUGAUUUAUUUCCAAAUGAAAGCAGUGAAGCUGUUACUUUUAUUCCAAAUGACACAGUUUUGAUGCCAAAUAUUAACCCAACUCUGCCAGUCACUCUGUGGCAAUUGCCACUUCUACCUCCAGAUUGCCUGAUGCCUUUUACCAACCAGAAUAUCACCACAAACUCAAAUUGGCAGACACCUGACAAUUGUAAAUUUAUUUCUGACCUUAACAAUACUUCAUUUAUUCACUGUGACCAAACCUCUCAAUGUGCUGAUAGUAAGCAGUUCGUUCCUGAUACACCCAGAAAAAACAGCCAACAGACAGAAUAUGAUGUUUCAGAUAAUGCAAGGAACAUGAUGUCACAUGAAAUGUUGAAUAAUUCACAUCAAGAUAACGAAGAUCCAAAUAUACAUAAUAUAAAAUUAUCAACAAGCAUACCAAACAGAACCAACAUCAACAACAGCACCACCACUAUUAUAGAGUAUAAUAUUUGUAUUCCUCAACCAUUAAUGGAGAGAAAAGAGUCUCAGACAUGUGUGCCACCAAAACAAAUUGAAGAAGAAAUUGCUCAAGUUUUAUUAAAUCUCUCCACCAACUUAUUGGAAAAUUCAAAUUUCAAUGUUAAAAUUUAAAUUUCAUAAUUUGUUUACUUUUAACUUUUCAAGCUUGUUUGUUGAUAUAUGAAUUUAAUUUUCAUAAUUUAGUUAAAAAACAAUGAUUUCAGUAUGCUUAUUGAAAUAUGGUUUAAAUUUUAAUUGUCUAAUUAUGAAUUUGGAUUUCAACUUAGAUAAAUAUUAACUAUUUUGUAAUUUUCUCAAGUGGCAUGUUGGCAGAAUUGUUACCACAUCAGACAAAAUGCUUAAUGGCAUUUUUUUCUAGUUAGUUAUAUUCUCAGUUCGAAUGUCACCGAGGUUGACUUUGCCUUUCAACCUUUGGAGAAUGAUAAAAUAAGUACCAGUUGAGCAAUGGUGGCAAUGUAAUCAACUUAUCCAUCCCUCAAAAUUGCUGGCAUUGUGCCAAAAUUACAAAGUAUUUUGUAAUUUUCUUUUUUUAUUUUUUAUAUUUAAUUGCUUUGAGAACAAGUUAGAGUUGAUUUAAAUGAAUAACAACAAUAUAUUGUUGAUUCAAUCACUUACACUUUUUUUCCAUUUUAAUUGGGUUUUAUAUUCUAUAAAAAUUAUUUGUUUUGAUUAAUUGAAGAAGGGUGAAGUAAAUGCAUUUGUCCAUUUACUUUUCUUCCAUAUCUGCUUGUGUAUAAGAUGUGACUGUAUUAUGAAUAAGAUACAGACAAGUGUAUGAGCAUAUGAGGAAAUGUAUUGAAGUUGUAGGUGUUUUAUGUGAGUGUGUAUCUUACACACUGGCAAAUGUGGUAUGUCAGAUUUUUUUGUUUUUUUUUCAAAAACUGUCAGAUAUCUUUUAACUUUUUCUUUUAUUUUCCUAUAAAUUUUAAUAUUUAACCAACACUUCUCCCGAAUUAUUAACAUUAAAAGUUGGUAUAAAACAUAGUUUUGAAUUUUCUACAUGAAUAAUUUUACAUUCUUGAAUUUAUUUUUUUACAAAAAUAUUUUGACAAGUGAUUUAUUUCACUAUUUCUAACUCCCGAAGAAAAUUAUAUCUAAAAAUUAUUGUUUGAAAGUUAAUAUUUAAAUUGGAGUACAACUUUAACUUUAAAAUUUCAAAAAAAACUGCUUUAUGUGUAGUUUGACUUUGUAUUCUAUUUUUUCUUGUCCUGUGUGUUUUAAUUAUUUAAAUUUCUCCAUAUUACUUUCGAUUACUUCUUCCAGUUUUGUUUUUCCACCCCUGUAAAUUUAUGACUCAUCAGAUUAAAGCAAGCUCUUUGGUUGCGAUAUUGCUGUUUAAUAAAACUUAGAGUUUAGCCAAACGGUAACUGAUUGAAAGAAAUAUUUGAUCGACAUUUCUUGCAAUGAUGAUGCUAUUCAUUAUAGACCAUGCUAUUUUUUGUAACUUAAAACUUUAAAGACAAUACUAAGAUUUUUAUUGUGAACUAUGGCAACAUCAUUUUGCAAUUCUGGAAAAUAUAUCCGACUUAGUAUACUACUUGUUCUUUUAGGGUUGCCUUCCCUUGCCCUUCUUCACACAAAUUGAAAAUUAAGCUUUGUUCUUCUCAUUACUGGUGCAAUAUUAGCUAAUUUAAAUGCUUUGGCUCACUAUAUUGUUUGUAACAACUUAAAUUGUUUUUCAUGCAAAGACAUCCCUGGAUAAAUCCCAACCCCCUCCUCAGUCAUUCUUUUUGCUUGUUCACAGCUUACAAGUAUUUAUUCACUCAAACUUUAUUUAUCUCUUAGUCAUCUGAAGUCUUGCAGCACUGUUGAAAUCUAUGGUGUGCUGAUGAGGUAUAAUAAGACUGGUACAUGUCCAGAGUUGUUACAACUUUUGGGUUGUCUUCCUUGCAUAUGUUGACCAGAAUUGUAAUUACUCAGCUAUUUCCUCUGGCACACACUACAGUUGUAUUUUUGAUUAAAAUUUCUCGGUUCAUUAUAUUAAGUACAUUUCCGCUCCUUUAACUAUGCGUCUACUUUGUACAAUCAGCAAAAAUAAAUUACCCAUACACACUAAAAUGGUUCGUGUUAGAGAAGGCAUCCAGCCAUUGAAACCAUGGUAUGGCUAGCACUGGAGGUCAGCAUAGUCCUGCUGCUCAUGGGAUCUUGUCAAGCUUAAAACAGACCCAUUAAUGCUUCCAUACAAAGUUUUUCAGUGCUUGGAAUAAACAAUAUUGGCAUCUAAAAGUAGUGCCAUGGUGACAGAUCUACAAACUAAUGGCAGCUGGAUCAUGAGAGUCGGCAGACGACAAAAUGUCAGACAUAAGAGGUUCAAGCCUGUCUAAACACGUCAGUACAUUUUUAAUGGUUUAUAUUAAAAUUAUGAUAUAUCUUGGAAAUUCCUGAAUAAAGGAGUAAUUUUACUUUAUUAAUGGGCGAAAGAAAAACAUAAAUGAAAAUUUAUCAAGUUUACAAUCCAUUUAAGAAAAAUGGCACAAAUUUUUUUCUAACAUGUAUUUUUUUAGUUAAACUUUAUAUUUUUUUGUACCUUUUUUUUUUUUUACUCAAAAAUCAGAAUUGGUAGAAUGGGCAAAAUAUCUUAUAGCAUUCUGUUAUAUACCUUUAUGGUCUGAGUUCAAAUCCUGCUGUAGUUCACUUUAUUUAUCCUUUUGCAUAAAAUAAACACAAGUCAAAUACAGAAGUCCAGUGGUUCUCAAAAGGACAAAUACCAGCACUGACUCCACAUACUACUGAAAUUUUCUUCGCCUUCCCUCUUAACGAGAUGAUAAAAUAGAAUUUUCAUCCAAAUACUCCUUCUUUGUCAUGGAUUUGAACAAAUUCGAAAUGUUUCAGCCAUCUUGGUUUUAUUAAACAAAGCAAUUUGCUGCCCACUCCCCACCACCAUUUUUUGGUCCUCACUGUUCAACGUCCCUUGCCCACCCACUGCCCAUGUGAAACACCUUUGAUGUUGAUUCAAUCAACUACAUACCAGUUUUUUUCAUUUUUUGUCAAUUUUAGAAAUCAUUUUCAUUGUGUUUUAUGAAUUAUCAAAAGGACAAGAAGGAAAAAAAAUUGCAUUAAAAUCAUAAAAGAAAUCACUUAUAUUCUGACAAUAAAUAGGAUUUGGAAUCUCCUAUAUUCCAAAAUGAUAUUAGAAUUAACCUAAAAAUUCUAUUAAGUCUUAGCUUUAUUCCAUCUCCGAUGAAUAAUCUGGGGGGGGUGAGCAGAAGUAGGUACACAGUUGCUUAAUAUGAAAGGAAUGUUCUCUUUGAUUCUCUAUUUCCGUUUUACCUGAGUAAUUCACAAGUCAGCUAAGGGAUCUGCAGGAGAUGUCUAGUUCAUUGGCAGCCCCCUAUUUUUUUCUGGGGACUUUGAAUGAAUGCUUGAACCACAAGAACAUCCCAUUUAUAUUAAACAACUGUAUAUCUACUUUUGCCCAGCCCUGUAUAUAUAUUUUAAGUGUCAUUUUGUCUCUAUUAAGAUGUCAGAAUAAACACGAGAUUUAUUUUUAUAAUUCUUUCAGCUCAUUCACGUUUUCUUCAGCUAUGUUCCUAAAAUUAGGUUUAUAGUUUUUAGCAAAAGAUAUUUCUUGAAAAAUUCCUAAAUUUUUCUCAAACAGAAAACUCAAACUAGGUUUUCUUUUGAUUUUAAUAACACUUCUUUUUCACUUUCUCUUUUUUUUUAAGAGUUUAUUUUCUAUCUUAAAUGGUUUUGUUGAUUAGAUUUCUGUAUUUGGUUUGUGGUUUGCAAUGUUCUUGAUGUAAACUCAUUGAAACAGAUUUUUUUGCAUUUGAGAGGGUCAUUGUGCCAAUAAUGAACAUGCACUGGUACUGGUUCUAUUUCACUUCUUGUAUUAUUGGUCAAUUAGUUAACCAUUUAACAAAUUAACUAAUCAGUUGUUUGAUUAGUAAUUUGGUUAAUCAGUUGAUCAGUUAUGUUUGUCAAGUCGUUUUGUUUCUAUUCAUGACCUCUUCAUUGACAUGCCCCCUCUGCUCCAAGUCAGCUUCGGGUCUGUCUCUCUUCAGGUCAACUGACCUGGCGUUGAGAGAGCAUAACAAUGAUGAGUUUGUAAAUGGUAACAAAAGAACUUUGACAAAUAUAACUGAUUGAUUGAUUAACUGAAAGAUUAAUCAAACAAUCAAUUAGUUAACUGAUUAAUAAUAAAGAAGUGAAAUAGAACCAGUGUGUGUGUUAUUGGCAUAGUGACCCUCCCAAAAUAAAUAGUGUUUGUGUUUAAAGAUGUUAAUUGUUUUGUUUUCAAAUUAUUCUUUAUUUGAAAAUCUCAUUUUACUUGUUGACAUUGUUUUCAUAACAUAAUUGGAGCUUUUAUUUUUCAACUUUGAAUUUGUAUUUGUUUUCAGCUUGUCAAUUUUAAAUUUCACCCGGUCUGGGAAUUGAAACUGUGAUCCUACAACCAUGAGUCCACUGCUCUAACCACUGGGCCAUUGCACCUCCACAGUUAAACACUAGGUUCAAUAUAAUCAAUUCCUUCUGCACCCUUUCCUCAAAAUUAGAAAGAAUCAUUACAUUUCAGUCAAGACAGCGAGCUGACAGAAUCGUUAGCACAUUGGACAAAAUACCUUGUGGUAUUUGUUCUGGAUCCCUACAUUUUAAGUUCAAAGGUCAGCUUUGUAUUUCCUCCUUUCAAGGUUGAUGAAAUGAUAAAAUAUCUAUCAAGUACUUGGGAUUGAUGGUAUAGGCUUGCCCCAUAAUCUCAAAAAUUACUGGCCUUCUGCCGAAAUUUGAAACCAUCGUUAGUUUUCAGUAGGGGACAGAUUGGCAGAAUUAUUAGAGCAUUGGAGAAAAGGCCCUGCGUUAUUUGUUCCAGGACUUUACAUUGUGAGUUCAGAUCCUGCUGAGUCCAACUUUGCUCUGUCAUCCCUCUGGGGUCAAUAAAAUAGUGUCUCUAUCAAGUACUGGUGUGGGGUGGAGGUGGGGGUGAUAAAAAAUCAGCAAACCCAUUCUCUUCAAAAUUGCUGGCCUUGUGCCCAAAUAUGUAACAAUUGGUAGUUUUUCAGUUGAGUAAUGGACUGAGCAUCAAGGGAAAAUGCUGUGUGGUGUUUAUUCCAGCACUUUACAUUCUGAGUUCAAAUCCUGCUGAAGCCAACUCUGUCUUUUAUCCUUCUGGGAUAGAAUGUAUAAAAUACCAGUUAAGUACUGGGGUUGGUUUAAUUGACUAGCCUUUAAUUCCUCCACACCUCAAGAAAAAAACAUGCUGGUCUUGUGCCCAAAUUGGAAAUUAUUGUCGGACAAAGGCUGUAAGCUGGCAGAAUCAUAAACACACCAGACAAAAUGCUUAGCGAUGUUUGUCCUGUCUUUACAUUCUGAGUCCAAAGUCUGUUGAAGUUGAAUUUGCUAUUCAUUCUUUCUGGGUCGAUAAUAUGAGUACCAGUUGUACACUGGGGUUGAUGAAAUCAACUAUCACUGUCCCCCAAAAUUUCAGGCCUUGUGCUUAUAAUAGUAGACAAAAUGAUUGCUUAAAUGUUUAAAGCUCACAAUCUAAAUGAACCUUUUCAACAUAUGUUUAUUUUUAUUAAUAAAGUUUUAAAUAAUAGUUAUUUGUUUUAUGAUUAUUUUUAAGAAUAAAGUUUUAAAUAUUACGAUUGUU